AUGCCGGACGGAAAUGACGUUGCUGAGCUGAUUGACGUGCAGACGAUCAUGAUGGACCUGGAGGAUGAGGACGAGGAGGAGGAAGAGGACGGGGAAGAGGAGGAGGAAGAGGAGGAAAAGCACCAGCAGCCGCAGUCGCAGCAGCAGGCGCAGAAUCUGCAGCAGCACGAGGAGCAGGAGGAGCAGCAACAAGAACUGGAGGAGCAAACAGAUCAACCCGAAUACAGGACUGACGAGGCAUCGGAGGCUGAGCAGGGAAAUGCUCAACAGAGAAAACCUUCAGGUGCUGCUCAGUCUGGGGAUCAUCCUUCACUGACGGCGACUGACCCCUACGCUGGCGCUUCCGAAGUCGAAGCUACGAGCAGGUCCACAUCUGUAGACCGUGGUGCUUCUAGUGUGGCCGAGGGAGCGGUAACGAGUGUACAUUCCGGGAGAAUUGACGAUAAGGAGGUGGAGGACGUGUUGAGAAUGCUGGAGGAGGAGGCCGGAGUCAUAGCAGCGGAUGCGCCGGCUGGUGAGCAUGUGGGACCAACGGAGAGCAAAGUGGGGGAGUUGGGGAGCAGUGGGCAGGCAGAGGAGGGGAGAGACAGCAGCAAAGAGCCGGCAGGAGUGGGGGAAUGGGGAGGGCUUGACUCCAUGUUUGACCCGGAUGUGCUGGCAAGCUUCGAAGAGGACUUGAGGAGGGAGUGGGAGUACAGGGUCUCCCUGGCGGAGCUGGUGGAGCAGGAGGAGGAGGAGCUGGACAGAGAGGCGCGGCAGCAGCAGGCGGAUGCGAAAGAGGUGCAGAAUGAGCAGCCGGACCAGGAGCCACGGUCACGACAGUGUGACCGGGAAGAGCAGCAUGAGCUGGUGAAGGGAGGCUUGCAGGAUACGAAAAGGGAGGGGUUGAAUGAUGAGGUAGGGGAGCAAGAGCGUAUGCAGCAGAGGAAGGACAAACAGGAGCAGGAGCAGCAGCAGGAGGAGCGACAGCUGGGGUCAGCGAGAAGAAAUCCUGCAGUUGGGUUUCCAAAGAGGACUAUAUCAGGCAUGAGCGUGACUUCAGACGGAGGUAUCAUCAUCGAUGGGUUUGAGGACUUUCUUAUGGAGGCAGAUGAAGAAGAGGCGGCUUUCCUGCAACAGCAGCAGGGUGGUUUUAAACCGGACAACGAUCAAGCCCGAGCACAGGUCCAUCAAUCUCCCAGGGUGGGAAGCGAAACAGACGAUGGGUUGGGAUGGGUGGGUGAUACGCAGGAAGUGGGAUUUGAUGAGAAUUCUCUGUUUGAUCCGGAGCUCCUUGCCACCAUGGAGGCAGUUUUCCACAGGCAUGAUCCCGCUGACUGGCGCCGCCUCACCCCUUUGUCCAGCCCCAUGCGCCAAGGACCCAACUCUCCCGCACCCAAUUCCCCUGCGCCCAACUCGCCUGGAGCUUCCCUCUUUGCUCCUGGCUCGCCUGCCGCUGCAGUCGACGCCAUGGCUGCCGCUGUGGGGAGAAUGCGAAUUCCUGCUCGGGCAGGGCAGAGUCCUCGGCGGGGCAAGCCGCCGUUGCAGAGUCCGAGGGCUCGGCUGACCAGCCCUCGGCCCCAGGCUCCUAGCCCACGCAGGUCGUUCAGCAGCAUGAGUCCUCGCAGGGGGGUGAUGGGUGAAACCGCGCGCAGGGUAUCAACGGGUGAGAUUCCUCAUGGUGCUGUGGGGAGGGACGGGCAAAGGGCGGGGAGUGUUGGAGGUUCGGGCCGGGGCUGGUUGACUCCAGGGCUGGUGAAGUCCGGGAGUGGAGGUGUGGUGGGCUUGGUCAGUAUGACUCAGGUGUCGUUGAGAGAGUCGAUGCAAGCCAAGGCAGCGUUUCUAGGGGCCAUGAGCCGAGUGCUGGGUGCUCUGCUGAGGCUGGAUCCAGAGCUGAGGGACCAGGAGCUGAAGCAGCUGAUGUGGCAAUAA
Messenger RNA from Closterium sp. Naga37s-1, 1911 nucleotides. The record is from the annotation of a GenBank genome assembly. Lineage: Eukaryota; Viridiplantae; Streptophyta; Zygnematophyceae; Desmidiales; Closteriaceae.